UGUCGGGAUCGUGGAGGCUCCGCGGUGGGUGGGGCCGCGCCUCAGCGGGAGGACCGGAGCGGCUGAGGCGACGGGGGGGGUGCCGGCUCCCCCGGUCUCAUUUCGGGGUCUCCCCGCAGAUCCCCGCCGAGAUGUUCUUCACGUGUGGCCCCAACGAGGCCAUGGUGGUGUCGGGUUUCUGCCGCAGCCCCCCUGUCAUGGUGGCUGGGGGGAGGGUGCUGGUGGUGCCGUGUCUGCAGCAGAUCCAGCGGAUCUCCCUGAACACCCUGACCCUCAACGUGCGCAGCCACGAGAUCUACAAGGACCGGCAGAAGUUCUCAGAACAGGUUUUCAAAGUGGCCUCAUCCGACCUCGUCAACAUGGGGAUCAGCGUGGUCAGCUACACCCUGAAGGACAUCCACGAUGACCAGGACUACCUGCACUCGCUGGGGAAGGGCCGCACAGCACAGGUCCAGCGCGAUGCCCGUGUGGGGGAGGCCGAGGCCAAGCGGGACGCCGGCAUCCGCGAGGCGCGGGCACGCCAGGAGCAGGUCUCUGCGCAGCUGCUGAGUGAGACAGCGAUGGCGCAGGCCCAGCGCGACUUCCAGGUGCAGCAGGCGCUCUGCGAUGCCGCUGUCAAUGCCCGCAAGGCCCAGGCCGACCUGGCCUACCAGUUGCAGGUGGCGAGGACGAAGCAGCAGAUCGAGGAGCAGCGGGCGCAGGUGCUGGUGGUGGAGCGGGCGCAGCAGGCGCAGCUGCAGGAGCACGAGAUCGGCCGCCGUGAGCGCGAGCUGGAGGCCACUGUCCGCAAACCCGCCGAGGCCGAGCGCUACCGCCUCGAGCGCCUGGCCGAGGCCCAGCGGUCGCAGAUGAUGAUGCAGGCAGAGGCUGAGGCUGAAGCCAUGAAGGUGAGUCUGGGGGGGGAACCAGGUCUCUGGGUGGCAGAGGCGGUAGCGCAGCCGCUGCUGGGGACACGGCGUGUGACGUUGGUGGCCGGUGGCUCCGGGGACAUCGGGGUGUCGCGGUUACCGGGGGAGAUCCUGGACGUCGUCACCCGCCUGCCCGCCACCGUCGAGGCCCUCACGGGCGUCAGCGUCACCCAGGCCGCCCAGAAGAAGUCCGAGUGCCAGGCCUGAUCCAGUGCCACCGCGUCCCCAAAGUGCCACUACAUGCUGGUGCCACCCUGCCUGUGAGGCGACACCACCCCCAGGAUCCCACGUCUGCAUGGUGUCACCACUCCCUGGAACCCCCAUCUCGCCUAAGUGCCACCACCUCCCAGUGAUACUGUGUCCCCAAAGUGCCAUCAUGCCACCCUACCUGCAAGGUGUCACCACCCCCUGGAGCCCCUGUCCCCAUGGUGUCACCAUCUCCUGGAACCUCCUCGCCAAAGUGCCACCAGCUCCCAGCGAUACUGUGUCCCCAAAGUGCCACUACCCCACAGUGCCACCAUAUCCCCAAAGUGCCACCAUUCCACUGCACUAGUGUCCUCCCAUGGUGCCACCACCCCGAGAUCCCACUGUGCCCCCGAGAUGCC
This is a messenger RNA of Haliaeetus leucocephalus (bald eagle), 1513 nucleotides long. RefSeq names its product flotillin 1 (gene FLOT1). The transcript has 11 exons. NCBI's taxonomy places the organism in Eukaryota, Metazoa, Chordata, Aves, Accipitriformes, Accipitridae. Gene Ontology annotation, cellular component: plasma membrane. Gene Ontology annotation, biological process: positive regulation of cell junction assembly; positive regulation of cell-cell adhesion mediated by cadherin; protein localization to plasma membrane. The record is from RefSeq and is a predicted model, not a curated record. The coding region runs from base 132 to 1115 and encodes 327 amino acids.